UUCGGGCGCGGCAGGGCCCUUCGUCUAGGGGCAGGAGGCAGAUCUCCGCGUUAUUGCCUAUAGGAAGGGCAGAAAGAGAAUAAAAUUCAGGGAAGAAGGUCAGACACACUUCCUAGGAAGGGGAGGCAUCCCUUGUGUCUAUCCAGCCAACUCCGGGCAGAGGGACUUUGCAAAGAGAAAAGUGCAAACUUGGGCCAGGCAAAAGAUGCCCGUGAUUAAUAUUGAGGAUCUGACAGAAAAGGACAAAUUGAAGAUGGAAGUUGACCAGCUCAAGAAAGAAGUGACUCUGGAAAGAAUGCUGGUGUCCAAGUGUUGUGAAGAAGUAAGGGAUUACAUUGAAGAAAGAUCCGGGGAAGAUCCUCUAGUAAAAGGCAUUCCAGAGGACAAAAAUCCCUUCAAGGAACUGAAAGGAGGUUGUGUGAUUUCAUGAAAAGUCCUUAGAACAUCUUGGAUUUUAAUGACAAUACUAAUUUGCACUCAUGUAUAGUGAUACUUUUAGGCAUGCAUGAGUUUUUAAAUUUAUAAAUGUAAACUUUUAAUAAAAU
Choloepus didactylus (southern two-toed sloth) is the source of this 545-nucleotide messenger RNA. RefSeq names its product G protein subunit gamma transducin 1 (gene GNGT1). Lineage: Eukaryota; Metazoa; Chordata; Mammalia; Pilosa; Megalonychidae. Gene Ontology annotation, molecular function: G-protein beta-subunit binding. Gene Ontology annotation, cellular component: heterotrimeric G-protein complex. The coding region runs from base 206 to 430 and encodes 74 amino acids. Gene Ontology annotation, biological process: G protein-coupled receptor signaling pathway. The record is from RefSeq and is a predicted model, not a curated record. The transcript has 3 exons.